UUGGAGCUGCAGCGUCCGCUCCGUGAGCUCACCACUAGACAGCGCAUCCUCAACGUGUUCAACCACUUUGUUCCCAUCAAACAGACCUACGAGCGCAUCAACAACGGAAUAACCACUGGACGCAUGCAGGCAAACACCCCCGGACGUUUCAUUGGCCAAGGCACGGACGGCGUGUUCCGCAACCUCAUGGCAAAGCCAGACACAGAGGCAAACAGACAGGAGCAGGAGGUCCAUCCUCCCACCUACGAAGAAGCAGCAGCAGACGCCUCUCCCGAGUACUGGGAGUCCACAGUUAUCUCUCCCAUGUACGAAGACGAGGUUUUCGUGGAAGGGUUGCCUGUGGGCAACGUCGCCAGUUUCGUGUGGAACGGGUUGGUGACGGUCGCGUUCCAGUUUGUGGGCUUCGUGCUCUGCUAUUUACUUCACACAUCACACGCAGCUAAGCAAGGGUCCAGAGCAGGCUUGGGUAUAACUCUUGUACUUAGUGGGUUUGCCAUGGUGCCCUCAAAUUUCGGCCACGCAGAUGAGUUGCCGGAACGGUACGUGCCCAACGACCCCAACACCUUCGAUAUCAACGGGUCACAGUCCAUCAAGAGCGAGUACGUGGACAACUACAGCUCGGGGUUGUUCACUCAGAACACGGCUGAAGAUAUUAGCAACUUGGGAACCAAUAGAACCCCCUACUUUGCAUACGGACUCAUGGCGUUCGGGUUGUUCAUCAUCCUCAAGUCGUUGGUGGAUUUCUACCGGGUCAAGCAGAUGGAAAAGGUCAUUUUGGUGCCCCCUGGGCUGACCACCACCUCUACAAGUUCAACA
This is a messenger RNA of Suhomyces tanzawaensis NRRL Y-17324, 816 nucleotides long. RefSeq lists its product as uncharacterized. Lineage: Eukaryota; Fungi; Ascomycota; Pichiomycetes; Serinales; Debaryomycetaceae. Gene Ontology annotation, cellular component: endoplasmic reticulum; Golgi apparatus; perinuclear region of cytoplasm. The transcript has a single exon. The record is from RefSeq and is a predicted model, not a curated record. Gene Ontology annotation, biological process: vacuolar transport; metal ion transport; positive regulation of protein ubiquitination. The annotation marks the transcript as partial.